This is a messenger RNA of Brenthis ino (lesser marbled fritillary), 912 nucleotides long. NCBI's taxonomy places the organism in Eukaryota, Metazoa, Arthropoda, Insecta, Lepidoptera, Nymphalidae. The record is from the annotation of a GenBank genome assembly.
AUGCAAACUGAAUUAAGAUCGGUGAGCACUCGUCGUGAUAACGUACCCAGUCAUUGUGAUACGGGUACGACUUGCGCUAUCACGAUACAAAUGCCAAACCCUGAAGCAGUAGGAUGCGUCGAAAAAUGUGCGAUUUUUUUUUCUUAUCUUCUAGUUAUUAUAACUCUUCCAUUUUCAUUGUUAGAAUGUUUUAAGGUGGUACAAGAAUUCGAACGUGCUGUCGUUUUUCGCUUAGGUCGAUUACGAAAGGGAGGAGUAAGAGGUCCUGGACUCUUUUUUGUACUGCCCUGUAUUGAUACAUACAGGAAAGUCGACCUGCGAACAGUGUCUUUCGAUGUGCCUCCUCAAGAAGUACUAACAAGAGAUUCAGUUACGGUGGCAGUGGAUGCAGUAGUGUACUACAGAAUAAAGGAGCCUCUGAAUGCCGUGGUCAGAGUUGCAGAUUAUAGUGCCUCAACUCGUCUUCUAGCAGCAACGACUCUACGAAACGUGUUAGGUAUGCGUGAUUUAGCACAACUAUUAUCUGACCGUGAGGCCAUCAGCCACAUGAUGCAGGCUAACCUUGACGUCGCCACUGACCCUUGGGGAGUCGAAGUAGAGAGAGUCGAAAUUAAAGAUGUCCGUCUACCAGUACAAUUACAAAGAGCGAUGGCCGCUGAAGCAGAAGCCGAUAGGGAGGCUCGAGCAAAAAUUAUUGCGGCGGAAGGAGAGAUUAAGGCUUCCAAGGCUUUAAGAGAAGCAUCUCUUGUCAUGAUUGACAACCCCACUGCUCUACAAUUGCGGUAUCUACAGUCACUUAACACAAUAUCUGCAGAGAAAAGUUCUACAAUCAUCUUUCCCUUCCCAAUGGAUUUCCUCAAAACCUUCUUAUCUGGAACUAGCCACAGCAUUCCGCCGUCACCAUUACCAAUU